This is a messenger RNA of Sceloporus undulatus (fence lizard), 2113 nucleotides long. It is a transcript of the gene DMRT3, whose product is annotated as doublesex and mab-3 related transcription factor 3. Gene Ontology annotation, biological process: male sex differentiation; regulation of transcription by RNA polymerase II. Gene Ontology annotation, cellular component: nucleus. Bases 1 to 1455 code for a protein of 484 amino acids. Gene Ontology annotation, molecular function: protein binding; DNA-binding transcription factor activity, RNA polymerase II-specific; RNA polymerase II cis-regulatory region sequence-specific DNA binding. The record is from RefSeq and is a predicted model, not a curated record. The transcript is spliced from 2 exons. Lineage: Eukaryota; Metazoa; Chordata; Lepidosauria; Squamata; Phrynosomatidae.
AUGAACGGCUACGGCUCCCCGUACCUGUACCUGGGCUCUCCGGUGUCCCAGCCCUCGCGGCCCCCUCUGCAGCGGACGCCCAAGUGCGCCCGGUGCCGCAACCACGGGGUGCUCUCCUGGCUGAAGGGCCACAAGCGCUACUGCCGCUUCAAGGACUGCACCUGCGAGAAGUGCAUCCUCAUCAUCGAGAGGCAGCGGGUCAUGGCCGCCCAGGUGGCCCUCCGGCGACAGCAGGCCAACGAGAGCCUCGACAGCCUCAUCCCCGACGCCCUGCGCACCCUCCCCGCCGCCAACGCCCAGGCCCCCAGCCCCAGCCCCGCCGGGAACCCCGCCGCCACAGCAGCCUCCGCCGCAGCCGUCCUGGUCCUCCCCGCCGAGGCAGCCCCGCCAAGAGCCCCCGCCACCGAGCUCAUGGCCAGCGCCUCCAGCCUCCGCUGGGCCUCCGCAGAGCAGCCCGCCGCCCUCCUCCCUCCGACCCAGAUCCCCAAAACAGACAUGACUGAAGAACGAUUGGGUGAUGUCAGUGGAGCAGACAGCGCUGAGACUUAUAGUGACAAAGACACAGACCAAAGGAGUUCCCCGGAUGUGACAAAGGCCAAGAACAACUUUGCUCCUGAGAGCCCUGAAAUAGUCUCUGUUGAUGAGGUUGGCUAUGCUGUCCAGAAGAACAGUGGCAGUGCUGAGAGCAGACCUGAGAGCCCCAAGUACCAGCCAGAACAAAAUCACCUCUUGAUUGAAGGUCCAUCUGGGACUGUUUCUCUGCCUUUUGGCUUGAAAGCUAACCGCCCACCCCUUGAGGUGUUAAAAAAGAUUUUCCCCAACCAAAAGCCAACGGUGCUUGAACUGAUCUUGAAAGGCUGUGGGGGUGACCUGGUGGGUGCAGUGGAGGUCCUUCUGUCCAGCAGGUCCUCCAUAGCAGGGGGGGAGAGAACUGCUGAGCCAGAUGGUCUGGUUUUGCCUUCAAAUGGACACCUCUUUGAACACACCCUCAGUUCCUAUCCCAUUUCUUCUUCAAAGUGGUCUGUAGGGUCUGCUUUUAGAGUCCCAGACACACUAAGAUUUUCUGCUGAUACUAGUAACGUUGGGCCAAACCCUCUGGCUGUCCCCUUACAGCAUCCAUUCCCACAGCCACCCCGAUAUCCACUGAUGCUGAGGAAUACUUUGGCAAGAAACCAGUCCAGUCCAUUUUUGCCCAAUGAUGUUACUUUGUGGAACACCAUGACACUCCAACAGCAGUAUCAGCUGAGGUCUCAGUAUGUCAGCCCUUUCUCAGCUAAUUCUGCCAGUGUCUUCCGAAGUUCUCCUGUCCUUCCUACUCGUCCAUCAGAGGAUCCUAGAAUCUCCAUCCCUGAUGAUGGAUGUCCAAUUGUUUCAAAACAGCCUAUUUAUGCAGAAGAUGAUUAUGAUGAAAGAUCUGAUUCCUCAGACUCUAGAAUAUUAAACACAUCUUCCUAGAAUGACAAUUUGCCAUGAUACCAUGAUAUUUUGCAGUAGGCCAGAACUACUGGGCACCAAGAGGAAGGAAGAAUGAAACCUUUAAUUGUAUAAAAAGUGACUCUGCUUGUUACUAUCUUCUAGCAAUAAAACCAUAACUUAUUUUAUUUCUUGCACUUCACUGGAAAAUGCCAAAUAGCUACUACAUCAUGGCUUUAGUACUGAAUGUUUAUUACAAAAAUGAAAGGAAAAAUGUAAAUUUAAGCAUACUUGUGACAAAGGCUGUGGAACAUGUAAAGCGGAACAGAUAAAUUUUGCCUUUUAGACAACUGGGAAUGUUGAUAUUGUACUUGAAUACAGUGUUCAAAGAGAGGACCCCUCAGGAUAUAGGAACUUAAAAAUCCAAUAAUUCAGUGGCAAAUGGACUAAACAGGGACCUUGUUGACUUUAUCAACAGAAUCAUGGUCUUGGUGGUAAAACCAAGAGCCUCAAAAGACUAAAAAUGAACCAUCUCCUUGCUGUUCAAGCUUGGACACUUUUUGGAGACACCUUAACUGCUAUUCUUUUCACAUGGCUAAAUGGAAACAUGUAUAGUGUCAAUGUAAAGCCAAUUACAGCUGUUGAGUUGCAUGAAAAUGUCUUGUGAAAAAUGACCACAUGUUUAAACAUUGUCAGGUUA